AUGACUGAGAAAGUGUCCACAGACCAGUAUGGGAGAAAAACCUGGAAUGUCGACUUGUACGCAGAAGAGGCUAAAAACAAAAAUAAGCGGAAAGAGCCUUCAAAGGAGAGUAUAUUGGCCGUGGAAGGGCUUAAAAGCGAAAGCUACAACGAACAUAGAGCACAACUAAUAGAAAGUUCUGUUCUGGCAGUUCAAAAGCACACUUUAAUCAAUGCUGAGGCGGACCCUACGGCAACUUAUGGCAAAAAUAAGAGAUUUGGUUUUUUUUGUCCCAUAUGUGACUUGUCUUUCCGAGACACUUUAGCCUUGGUGGACCACAUCAACUCUCCUCAGCAUUCUAAAAGGGCAAAGGCUUUAGCUAGUGCGAGCGGCGCUUCUGAUGAAAAUGAAGACAUAGGAGGGGUGAAACGCGCCAGUGCCCAAGAGGUUGCAGAGAAGAUAGAAGAGCUUGUGAAGAAACUGAUACGAGACAGAUCGUCAGACAGGAACUUGGGUUCAAUUCAAGAACGGAUCCAAAAACGGCAAGAGUUUGAAGAAAACAAGCUUCGCAAGCGAAGAGAGAAAAAGUUAAGAAAAAGAGCUAACAAGGUUGAAAUCUCUGACGAGGUUGGAAACAGCGAAUUGCAAAACGCUAUGGGUUUUCAAGGAUUUGGCACUACGAAAGUAUAA
Molecule: messenger RNA, 669 nt
Organism: Clavispora lusitaniae ATCC 42720
Lineage: Eukaryota; Fungi; Ascomycota; Pichiomycetes; Serinales; Metschnikowiaceae
Product: U4/U6-U5 snRNP complex subunit
Biological process (GO): mRNA splicing, via spliceosome
Cellular component (GO): U4/U6 x U5 tri-snRNP complex; spliceosomal complex
Source: RefSeq, a predicted model, not a curated record